Saprolegnia parasitica CBS 223.65 is the source of this 502-nucleotide messenger RNA. RefSeq lists its product as hypothetical. Bases 26 to 433 code for a protein of 135 amino acids. Lineage: Eukaryota; Oomycota; Saprolegniomycetes; Saprolegniales; Saprolegniaceae. The transcript has a single exon. The record is from RefSeq and is a predicted model, not a curated record. Gene Ontology annotation, cellular component: nucleosome. Gene Ontology annotation, molecular function: DNA binding; protein heterodimerization activity; structural constituent of chromatin.
UUUCAAUUUCCAAGCAACAACCAACAUGUCGGGCAAGGGUAAGGCUACGGGCGGUCGCGGUGCCAAGGGCAAGGCGUCGUCGCGCUCGUCCAAGGCGGGUCUCCAGUUCCCCGUCGGUCGUGUCGCUCGCUUCCUCAAGAAGGGCCGCUUCGCCCAGCGCAUUGGUGGCGGCGCGCCCGUCUACCUCGCCGCGGUCCUCGAGUACCUCUGCGCCGAAAUCUUGGAGCUUGCUGGCAACGCUGCGCGCGACAACAAGAAGUCGCGUAUCAUCCCGCGCCACAUCCAACUCGCGGUGCGCAACGAUGAAGAGCUUAACAAGCUCCUUGGCGACGUGACGAUCGCGUCCGGCGGUGUCCUUCCCAACAUCCACAACCUCCUCCUUCCCAAGAAGUCGUCGCUCCCGACCAAGGAAGCCAAGGCCCCGAAGGCGUAAGCUCCUGCGCGCAUGUGUCUCUAGAUUUUCGCUCUCUUUGCUUAUAUUUAAUCUUUCGUGUCCUACCAA